Messenger RNA from Lycium ferocissimum, 1326 nucleotides. RefSeq lists its product as uncharacterized. The coding region runs from base 247 to 753 and encodes 168 amino acids. Lineage: Eukaryota; Viridiplantae; Streptophyta; Magnoliopsida; Solanales; Solanaceae. The transcript is spliced from 3 exons. The record is from RefSeq and is a predicted model, not a curated record.
UUUCAUACUACAAAGGAAAGUAUAAGAUCAGUAUAUUUGCCAAUUUCUUUCUCCCUCGGGUUUCCACAUAAACAAUUCAACGUGCUAGCCCGCAAGUCCAUGAUCGCUUCCUUUUUCCGGUAACUUAGAUUCCCUCUCUCCAGAUCCACUCCACACAGAUUAAACAUUCAACAAACAAAUCAUUAACACAAAGCAAAAAUUACAAAUUAUAAGCCAUUCAAUUCAUUAUACAUUUCGAACAGAAAAAUGAAGGACGACGAAUCAACACAGUCAUCGAAGAAGGAAACAUUAUCUGAUUGGACAAUAUUUGGAAGAGGUGGAUACAAGUUUUAUGCAUUGGCGGGUAUACUUUUAUUAGCAUUUUGGUCAAUGUUUACUGGUACUGUUACUCUCCGUUGGUCUGCUGGAAACCUUAAUAGUCUCUCCGAUCUCUUCGAUUUUCCUCUCUCCGAUGAUCUCGACAUCCUCGAAAUGGAAGAGAGGGAAAAGUUGGUGAAGCAUAUGUGGGAUGUGUAUACUAAUAGUCCUAGGAUCAGAUUGCCUAAGUUUUGGCAGGAGGCAUUUGAGGCGGCCUAUGAGGAAUUAAGCAAUGACGUUGCUGAAGUUCGAGAGGCUGCUAUCUCCGAGAUCUCUAAGAUGUCUCUCCGAUUUGUUCAUAUCGAGCUGCCACCUCCGCGUUCGCUGGGAGUAAGAGAAUUAAGUCAAAAACAAGCUGAGAACAAACAGAGGACUGCAACAGGAAGUAACUCAUGACAAGAAGAACAUCAAGGAUCCAAAUUUGCACGGUUUCCACUUAUUUAUACAAGACGAAUGAAAACAUACACUAACCUGCUCCCUGGUAUUUGGCUAAAGGGCAUAUUUGGGAAAAGAUUACAUUCAGGUUCCUCGCAUUUUUGCAACAGGAAUGAACAUAAUUAACUUUUUGUUACCUCUGCUUCUUUUUCCCUCUAUCCCAUCUCCCCAUUGAAAGCUCAUACAAGUUCAACAGUAUCGUUACUUAAUUGCUUCAUGCAACGAGAUUGGAAAUUUACUUCUGAAGUUUUUAACACUGGAAGACCCUUACUAAUUUUUUGUUUUACACUUCAGAUACCCAUUAUACGAACUUGAAAGGGAAUAGAACGAUUAUAUAUUUAUAUUGAGUUCUCAUGUUAAUUAACUUGUUUUUGUUAGUCUGUCAAGUGAUUUUAUGUCGCACGCGGCCUUAUUUUAGGUGUUAAUAUUCUUCCUGUAUAAUUAUGUUUCUUUUCAGAUUCCACGUUAGAAGCUGUUGAGAUCCUUGCUAUAAGAUCUUAAAACUUUUCUUAACAGGAAGCUGCUCUUGUUUCA